This is a messenger RNA of Biomphalaria glabrata, 8150 nucleotides long. Its product is annotated as WASH complex subunit 2-like. Gene Ontology annotation, molecular function: protein binding. The record is from RefSeq and is a predicted model, not a curated record. The coding region runs from base 802 to 5121 and encodes 1439 amino acids. NCBI's taxonomy places the organism in Eukaryota, Metazoa, Mollusca, Gastropoda, Planorbidae. Gene Ontology annotation, biological process: defense response to Gram-positive bacterium; positive regulation of T cell migration; negative regulation of alpha-beta T cell proliferation. The transcript has 9 exons. Gene Ontology annotation, cellular component: external side of plasma membrane.
CUUGUUCAGAUCAACAGGACCAAUUGCAGACCAUUAACUGGCUUGAUAAGAUUGUAUCAUCUCGUUCUGUGCUGUACCUAUAGCUUGUAUACGGACUUAAGUGUUUCUCCUUCUAUUUUUCUGUAUGAAACUAGCUUGGAAAUAAGCAGGAAAUCAGUAGACCGGAUGUUGUUUCCCCUUAUUCUGAGCUCUAUUUUUAGCAUUGGAGUUUUUCUCUGCACCCCGCUCUCAGAGCUAAAAUCGUUGGCUGAACAGUAAGGGGACACUACUACCGUCUCAAGUGAGGCGUUCAGCAGACGUGGGGGCUGAUUUUAAGCGAAACGCUCUGACGGGGGAGAUUCUCAGUUUUUCCCCAAAUCACAAUCGAACUUUAUUAAUAGUGGUGGGAUUUCUGUUCAAAGGAUUCAACUUUUUUAACAAAUUGCAAGUUAUUAGAACUUAUUUUUAGUAGACCACAACAUUAUAUUAACAUAUAUUUUUUAAAAAAUAUUUAUAUUACUGUGCUUCGUAUCAGUCGAUUACAUACAUUAAUUACAUAUAUUUAAUAAGAUCUAGAUCUAUCUGUAUGUAAAAUUAAAGAGGAUCUACCAAGGCGUUUGUGUGUGUUUGUUUUUUAUUAUGGUGUGUAUUACGCAGAAGUAGAGAUUAUUUAUUAAAAAGUGACUUUUAGUAGGCGCCUGGGAUUCCUGUUUUGAUUUGGAAACUAAUACGGAUUGGAUUUAAUUCAAGGGACAGCACUGACCUUCGUUUUGGUUGUGAUUUUUUAAAAAUAUAUUUGUGGUGAUAAAACUGUGAUACCAAAUGGGGCGGACACUGGUGGUCAGUGGACUUGUGAUAGCAGUAUAUAUAGUGGCAACUUUUGGAUACCCCUUCAAAUCACGUGACUCUUGCAGCCAAUGUGCUCCAGGGACGUACCGGAAACGAGCUUGCAGUGAUGACGUCGACACUCUUUGUGCACCUUGUUUACAUGGAACCUACACUGACCUCUACAACUACCUCUCAGAGUGCCAAGUUUGCUCCAAAUGCCCACCUCGUUAUUACAAACACCAAGACUGCUCAACUAAAAGUGAUACCGUUUGUUCCCCUUGCUCAGAACUCCCGGCUGAGAAGUUACAGUAUUUCUCAGGAUGUCAGCCGAGAGCGAAGAAGAUAGAUGUAUCUGGAGGACCCCUCAAGAAUUUGAGCGAUUUAAUGUUCGGCGACGACCCGAACACAGAAAAUGGCGGGGCUGAUGAAACUAAAGAUGAUUCACCAAAAGAUAAUGAUGAAACUAAAGAUGAUUCACCAAAAGAGGAUGAUGAAACUAAAGAUAAUUCACCAAAAGAAGAUGAUGAAACUAAAGAUGAUUCACCAAAAGAAGAUGAUGAAACUAAAGAUGAUUCACCAAAAGAAGAUGAUAAAACUAAAGAUGAUUCACCUAAAGAAGAUGAUGAAACUAAAGAUGAUUCUCCAAAAGAAGAUGAUGAAACUAAAGAUGAUUCACCAAAAGAGGAUGAUGAAACUAAGGAUGAUUCACCUAAAGAGGAUGAUGAAACUAAAGAUGAUUCACCAAAAGAAGAUGAUCAAACGAAAGAUGAUUCACCAAAAGAUGAUGAUGAAACUAAAGAUGAUUCACCAAAAGAGGAUGAUGAAACCAAAGAUGAGUCACCAAAAGUGGAUGAUGAAACUAAGGAUGAUUUACCAAAAGAAGAUGAUGAAACUAAAGAUGAUUCACCAAAAGAAGAUGAUGAAACUAAAGAUGAUUCACCUAAAGAGGAUGAUGAAACUAAAGACGAUUCACCAAAAGAAGAUGAUGAAACUAAGGAUGAUUCACCUAAAGAGGAUGAUGAAACUAAAGAUGAUUCACCAAAAGAAGAUGGUGAAACUAAAGAUGAUUCACCAAAAGAGGAUGAUGAAACUAAAGAUGAUUCACCUAAAGAAGAUAAUGAAACUAAAGAUGAUUUACUAAAAGAAGAUGAUGAAACUAAAGAUGAUUCACCAAAAGAGGAUGAUGAAACUAAAGAUGAUUCACCAAAAGAGGAUGAUGAAACCAAAGAUGAUUCACCAAAAGAGGAUGAUGAAACCAAAGAUGAUUCACCAAAAGAGGAUGAUGAAACCAAAGAUGAUUCACCAAAAGAGGAUGAUGAAACUAAAGAUGAUUCACCAAAAGAGGAUGAUGAAACCAAAGAUGAUUCACCAAAAGAGGAUGAUGAAACCAAAGAUGAUUCACCAAAAGAGGAUGAUGAAACUAAAGAUGAUUCACCAAAAGAAGAUGAAACUAAAGAUGAUUCACCAAAAGAGGAUGAUGAAACAAAAGACGGUUCGCUAAAAGAGGAUGAUGAAACGAAAGAUGAUUCACCAAAAGAGGAUGAUGAAAACAAAGAAGAAUCUUUCGCUGGAUUAAACCUUAAUUUACCGUAUCAUACAGUGGACUCUCAUGAGAAAACACAAAAUGUGGAUGAUGAUGGCAAAAAAGAUGAUUCACCAAAAGAUGAUGAUGAAACUAAAGAUGAUUCACCAAAAGAUGAUGAAACCAAAGAUGAUUCACCAAAAGAGGAUGAUGAAACUAAAGAUGAUUCACCAAAAGAAGAUGAUGAAACUAAAGAUGAUUCACCAAAAGAAGAUGAUGAAACUAAAGAUGAUUCACCAAAAGAAGAUGAUGAAACUAAAGAUGAUUCACCAAAAGAAGAUGAUGAAACUAAAGAUGAUUCACCAAAAGAAGAUGAUGAAACUAAAGAUGAUUCACCAAAAGAAGAUGAUGAAACUAAAGAUGAUUCACCAAAAGAGGAAGAUGAAACUAAAGAUGAUUCACCAAAAGAAGACAAUGAUAAUAAGGAUGAAUCUUUAACUGGUGCUGGAUUAAACUUUCAUUUACCACAUCACAUUGAUGAUUCCAAAGAUAUACCAGUAACACUUAAAGUGGAUGAUGAAGAAACUAAAGACGAUAAACCAGAUGAAGGCGAGGUUGAAACUGAAAAUGACACAACCAAAAGCGAUGAUGAUGAAACUAAAGAUGACACUCCAAACAUCGACGGUAACACGGAAGAUGACGACACACCAAAAAAAGAUGAAAAUGACUCUAACGACGACUCAACGAAAGAUGACAAUGACAAUAAAGAUGAUAUAAGCAUAGAUGUUCUUACACCACAUCACACUGAUGAUACCAAAGAAGAGACAUCUAAAGAUGGCGACAGUGAUGACACUAAGAAUGAUACGCCGAAAGAGGAUGAUGGAACUAAAGAUGAUUCACCGAAAGAGGAUGAUGGAACUAAAGAUGAUUCACCGAAAGAGGAUGAUGGAACUAAAGAUGAUACACCGAAAGAGGAUGAUGGAACUAAAGAUGAUUCACCGAAAGAGGAUGAUGGAACUAAAAGCGACACGCCAAAGGAUGACAUCGAAAGUGCAGAAAACGAAGGCGAAAAAGCUGAUGGACAAGAAGACGAAGAAACCAAAGGCGAUGAAGACGCAACUGCCGAUGUGGUUGCAAUAGGUGAUGACGAAACAAAAGACAGUGAUGACACUACAACUAGUGAACCACCAGUUACGGAAGUGAAUAAAGAUGAUUCAGUAAAUAAAGAUGAGUCAGUAAAUAAAGAUGAUUCAGAAGAAGGGAUCAAGGAAGAAGAGCUAAUACCAUCUCAUGCUCAGCACUUGGAAGUGUUGCCUGAAUCAUCCGAGACAACUACAGUAGGGGACACGUCUAGCGAGAAGGCAUCUCACGAGGACAAACCAGAAGCUGAAGCCUCAGAAGAGGAGGACGCGGACUUCGGAGCGGUUCACGACUCAGAAAAACCGGAAGUAGCUACCACAGCCGACAACGGCACUGUCGAAGCUGUAGUCGUUGAAGCAGACAUGCCAGUCGACGGGCAAGCCAUCACGACUCCUGCUCCCUCAGAGAAAACGCAUUUAGGGGCGGCUCACGAGAUGGAACUAACGACGGCAGCUGACAAUGGCUCCGCCGAAGUUGCACUCAUUCCCGCAAAUAUUCCUGACGACGAAGAAACCGACGAUGGCGGUUCUCAAACAACUGCCGCUGCACAAGGCUUAACGCCGCCCACUGAUGUAGAUGAACCUGAUGAAAGUGCCAAUGAUACGGAAGCUGUGUCCGUCCAAAAAACCGGGGCAAAAGUUCAACAGCCGGAAGUCAUACAAGAGACCACCACGUUAUUGCCAAAGCUUGACGAAGACGAUGAAGGAGAGGACACAGGCGACAGUGAAGUCACGUUUGAAAUUGUUGAAAUAACAACCAAGGCUAGCCCUAAGAAGAUUCCCCACCUCCAUGAGCUUGAGGAGUCGUAUACAACCUCUGCCCCGGAAGGAAAUGACGAAACUGGAUCAGGAGAGGUAGAAGAAGAAACUAUUGAUGAUUCCAACAGAUCAUUGAGCAGCAAGUCUGAAAAUACUGAAGAGGACGAAGAAAGCAGCAGAAGAAAGACUGCAAUCAUAGUUGGCGUGUCUAUUGGGGGAGUUGCGUUGUUUGCAUUAGCUUUCUUCGUGUCAAGAAAGUGUAGAAAAGGCAAACAUUUCAAAGUUAUGAAGAAAGUAAGAAGUGAUGAUAAUGAAAUUGAGUUUCGCCCAGUGAGCACCAAUGCUGAUCGUUUCACAACAACCAAAACCAACAAUGGAAUUUACAAACCAGUUUCGACAGUGAAACCUCCAUCGCCCAAAAGGGAUCCCAUCGUCAGGACCCCUGCAGCCAACAAUGACCUCUAUGCUGUUCCAAAGAAAUUGAAAAGAUCUUCUCUGGAAGCACCAGUAGUUUCAACCUUAUCUGAGUCCCCACAAGAGCCUUUGAUCAAAGAUGAAAAAGACAGAAUUAAAUAUAUAGAUGACUCAACUGAUGAUGAAGGUAUCAUGUCUGUCAGGGAGAAGCUUCUCCCCAAAAAGUCACCCAAUUUAAGUAACGUUGUAGAGGAGACACCACCGCCAACUCCAGUGGCCAGUCCCUCAGGCAAAGACUUGAGUAGUGCUGCCAACGGCAAUCAUUACAAACAUACCAAUGGAAACAGCCCGGGGGCCCAGAACCGAACCACUUCCACUAGUAGCAAGGGCUCUCUCACCAAGGAAAUGACAGCCACAUUGGCUAGCAAGAUGGAAGAUAAGAAACCCAUUCCUACCACACCAGAAAAUGUUCAGUGCUAGAAACUGUUUUUGUGAUGUUUUGUUUUGUGUUUUUGAAAACAAAGGUAAAGCUAUACCUUGAAAAAUCACAUAAACAAAAAGUUAUGACACAAGAGUGAGAAAAAAUAUUACCUUUCGAAAGUUAUGGGUUAUGUUGAUGUUGGAUGUAGCCAACAUAAUACUUUGAAAUAUGGAUACAAUACUUUGAUAUAUUGAUUAAAACUAACUCAUGCUGCUGGGUUUAUGUGUGUAAAUAAUAACAUUUUGGUCUUAUUAGAUCUUGUUUGAAUAUUCAAAAACACAAAAUUACAUAUUUGGUUUUUAUGCCAAAAUGUUAAAUUUACUACCACAAUAAAAAAAACAACAACAACAAAAAAUGUGCCUUUACAUUUAUGAAUGAACAAGUGCACUUUUGAGACACUAAUUUGUUAAAUUGGUGUCAGACAUAAGGUGUUUAAAUAGAUAUAGGUAAAGGUUACUUUAAUUUUGUUUUUUUUAAUGUACUUUUCCUAAAGUUAAAAAUAAUGUUAUUUUUUUUUUUGUUUCCUGUGUAACCCAGUACAUUGAAUAGCUUUCCUAGUUUUGCUUACAUUUCAUUAUGUUUUUUUUUCUUGAUUAUUUUUUUAAAAUGUUCUCACUUCUGCUUCUCUUGUGUUAGUAGAAGUGAAUGAAAUGAAAUGUUAAGUGUGUGAGUGAUUGCUGUUAAGACAAUAAUUCAUAAGAUAAAUAAAUGUAUUUAUUCAAUCAAGUUUUACAUGUGGAAAUGUGUGAUUAAAAAAAACAUUAAUUUGAAAAAAAACAACAACCUUGUCUUUCUUGUUCACAUUGAGGCAGUCUUAGACCUUACAUUUAACUAAAUACAUUUAGUUGUGUUUUAUUUUAUGGGGUUCAAAUAUGACAACAUAUGAACAAAUAUUUUUUUUUGGCUUUUUAUUUUAUUGUCAAAAAUCUUUUUUAUAAAAUGAAAAACUUAAGCGUUUUAAAAGUCUGGUAGGAAAAAAAUGUUUCCUAUGGAAGUAUUUAAUUUCAAAUAUUUAACAAACUUUGCUAAACUAAAACACCACAUAAUUUGAUGUAUAUUUUUUUCUCUAGAUAUUUGUACUCUAUUAUUAUUUUUUUUCUUUUUUGACAAUUUUGAUACUUAAAAGGUUUGUUAUUAAUGAUGUUCCUAAUUUUACAUAAAAAAUUUUUUUUUUGCUCAAAACAUUUUUUUGUUACCGUAUGUUUAAAACUGUUUAAAAAAAACCCUGAUUAAAUGUGAUUAUUUAGUUUUGUUCCAAUUUCUUUAAAGCUGUGAAAAUGCUUGUAAAAAAUGUGAAAGAUAGCUAGUGUUUUACCUUAACAUUACACAAAUGUUGGAUUAUUAUUUAAAUUUUGUUUCGUUUCUCAAAUUUAUCUUUCCUGUGUCUUUUUAUGUAACUGUUGUUUUUUUUAUUUCCAUAUUUCUCUUCAGAUUUUUAUAAAAAUCAUCUAUCAUAUCUAGUCAUAUCAUAUGUUGUCAUCAAGUACACAUAUAUAUUCAUAGUACACAAAUACACACAUACAUGAUUGAUUCAUUUAUUUUAAUGUAUAUGUAUUUUUGGAAACAUGAUCUAUAUCUAUACAUUUCUGUAGGCAUUUAUUCUACAAUUACAGGUAGAAAAAAAAAUACAUAAAAAAAAAAAAAAAAAAACCUCAAUAAAGUUAUGUGUCCUUUCCAUGGAACAAAUUAUAUUAACGAUUAUGCUUAUAAAAUAGGUAGAAUACACUUGAAUACAUUUCUUAAUGUAUCUUGAUAACAGACUGUAUUUAAAAUUGGAACAUUUGUUGCUGCUGUUGUUGUUAUUAUUGUAUUUUUGUUUUCUUUGUUAUACAUUCACUUUCUUUGUACAAAUUCUUCUAUCAUGAAUAUCAUAUUCAUUUAUAUGAUAGCUAAAGCUUUAAUUUGGGCUUAUUUGUAUUUUGAUUCAAAUUUUCUGUGAUUUACCAAGGCAUUUCAUGAUGUUGCUAAUAUAGCUUAGGCAUAUAUUAUUCUAAUAUGGUUAGUGUACAUUUAAUUUUAAUGAAUAACUAUGAUUCAAAGCUGUGUAGAUCUAUAAGUGAUUACUUUUAAUUAAUUUCUCAAGUAGAGUUAUGCAUCUAUCAAACUUAUUUCCUGAUAAGAUAUAGGUCAUGAGAUGGGUUUUUGUGCACCACUGCCACCUAGCCCAUUCUAUCACUUUUUCUUUUUGCUGCCAACUUUUAUUCUUCUUUUAAAAAACAAAUAUUUCGUUCAUUUUUUCUAGUGUAGAGCUUAAGUUAAUCAGAAAUGUAGUUUAUAACAAAGACCUUCAAUAAUAUAUAGAAAAAAUCUCAUAGUUCAAGUACAAUGCAAAUCUGGCGCGUAAAAAUAUUUUACUCACUGCUAAGUAUUUACUGCCCAAAAUUAAGUUUCUCCAAUAGGUAUACAGUGCCAUGAAUGUAAACCUCAAUAAAAGAGAGCACUAUGAUUUCUUCUCAAUAACAUUAUGGACUUGACUCUGCCUAUGUUUAGUUCAGGCCAAUUCUACUCUUUAGUGUUUUAAAUGGAUUUCAUUCUCUAAGGAUGUCUCGUAGGCUGCAUUCUAUUACUUAGGAAUGUUUAGUUUUUAAGUAUUUGUACUCUUUGUAUUAGUAACUGAAUAUAAUGGGUAACUUUCUGAUUACUGUGUAUAUUUGUGCAGCUUUGAAAUGAACCCAUUCUGACAAUGUCUCAUGAGAAUAUGUUGUAAAUUAAGGAAACUUGGUUUGAGUGCAUUAUGGGAAAUUUACGCUGAUGUCUUUUUUUUUUUUUUUAAGCUCGAUGGUUCCCAAUUCAUAUGUAAAAUAUCAUAAUUGUCUCAUUCUCAUAUGUUGCAAAUCAACCAUGGAAUAAAAUGAAAUAAAUACACCAGAAGUUAUGUACUAAUCUCAUUGUUUUUUUAUAACUAUAAUGAGAGAGCUUGUAUGUAACACAGUAUGUAUAAAAUGCUUUUAUUUUAAAAAAUGAGAAUUUCAAUCAUGCAUUUUGGAUUUGUAUUAAAAAAAAUUAUUAAAAAUUAAGCAAAUGAAUA